Messenger RNA from Menidia menidia (Atlantic silverside), 888 nucleotides. The record is from the annotation of a GenBank genome assembly. NCBI's taxonomy places the organism in Eukaryota, Metazoa, Chordata, Actinopteri, Atheriniformes, Atherinopsidae.
AUGGAGGAUUUCGCCGCUUUUCGCCUGCUUUCAGUCAUCUUGGCUUUACAGCUGGCGCCGCCGUCUAACGGGACCGUGUCGCACUCUCCUGUGGAAACAACAUGGGAUGUUUCCAUCCGUGCCAUGUAUAACACAAACUUAGUGGUGGAGGACCGAGAGCUGCAGCUGAAGUGUGACAUCGUCAGUUCUGGACCCAUCAGGGUCCAGAACCUGACCGUGUGGGGCUUCAGAGGGAAGGACUCCGUUAAACUUGCGGAAUCAAAUACCAGCAGCUGUGAAGGUGUCUCGGUUGGACUUCCAGGAAAUUUCUCUUGCACCGUGAACAUCACUCUGAAAAGAGCCCACAGUGGACUCCAAAUCAGAUGUGAGGCUCAGUUUGAGCCCGGUGAACAACAGUCUCCACAAAACGCGAUGUCCCAGCCCUUGAAUAUCAGCGUCAUGUAUCAGCCAGAGAUUAAUACCACAAAGCUUCCAGACGCAAUCCCACUCUUCAGAGGAUAUCCUGAGGAGCUUGUUUGUGAGGCAGAUGGAAACCCGCCUCCAAACAUUACAUGGAUUCACAGCUCACCCACGGCACAAACUGGGUCCGGUGGCAAACUCAGCGUGUUCGAUCCGGGCCUCUACACCUGCACGGCUGAAAAUCCUGUGAAUUCCACCACAUACUCGGUUCAAGUGUUUUUAAAAGAGGACUAUCUCCCUCUCAUUGCUGGAUUUGUGGCCGUCACAGUGGUGGCCAUCUCUGUCGUGUUCCUCUUCAUCUACUCGAUCUACUACAAGAACACCAAGAUGCGCCGCUACAAUCUUAAAAACGCCAAACUCAGCACUCAGAACGGUAACGUGGCUCACAACGGCUGGGACAUGCAGUUCCCCAUCACCAAACUGUCUUAG